AUGUGGACUCCCAAUCGCGGCUGUCAGCACUGUCAGGAGGACAACAUCAAGUUGGAGGAACUUAACGCGGAUUUCUACCCGGUUGUUCAAAUCAGCGUCUUUAUCUCCACACCAACACCCUUCAUUGAAAACUUCUUCGAGACACUUGCAGAACUGAACUAUCCCAAGCAUCGCAUCUAUCUCGUUCUCUAUUGCAAAGUUGAGGAGCAUUACGCGUCGCUUUUGGAAUUCAAUGCCACUCAGGCCUGGGAAUACAAGUCAUCCGUCAUCCUCAGCGAGAAAACCUAUCCGACAGAGCUGGCUGCCAAAAAACGGGCUUGGUCCGUGUGUCUGAGCUACGAAGACUGUGCUUUUGCACUGACCCUGGACUCCACCGCCCGACUCACAAGCAAGAACACUCUCUAUCACCUCGUUCGAAUGAACCGAAAUGCUCUAGCUCCUCUCCUCUACCGUCCUGGCAAGCUUUGGUCCAACUUCUGGGGCGCUCUUGAUCACGACGGCUAUUAUGCUAGAUCGAGCGACUACAUGGACAUCGUUGCGGGCAAACAACGGGGUAUUUGGAACGUACCGUUUGUGAGCAGCGCUUACCUCUAUUCACGUUGGACGGUUCGACAACUGGCAAACGCGCAGAUUUCGGAAGAAGUCUUUCCUGACAUGGCGAUAGCGGAAGCAGCCCGCUCAAAGGUAUGCAGCCCUCUCGUGUGCUACUUGGUCUGGCUGAGUUUGUGA
Molecule: messenger RNA, 729 nt
Organism: Dibothriocephalus latus
Lineage: Eukaryota; Metazoa; Platyhelminthes; Cestoda; Diphyllobothriidea; Diphyllobothriidae
Source: the annotation of a GenBank genome assembly